AUGACCAGUAGAUAUAGAGUAGAGUAUUCAUUAAAAAGUCACCGUCGUGAUGAAUUCAUUGAAUGGAUAAAAGCGUUAUUGGCAGUUCCGUUUGUGUUACAUUCGGAUAUCGAGAGUGAAAAAUUGGAAUUCAAUGAUUUGAAAGAAUAUGAAUAUUUCACUAAUAAGAAAGAGUUGGACAUUGAAAAAGAAUGUAAGAAAAGAUAUUUCGAAGUUUUCCAAGAUGUUGAAAAGUUAAUUGACAAUACAAGAGCUUUAAACGAGAAGAACAAUGGAUUUGUUCCUAUUUCAAGGUUGAAGAAAUUAGUUCCUUCAAUUGGUGAAUUCUUUACCCGUUUACCUUUAACAGAGGCAUUCUUAGUUGAAGAUGAAAGGAGAUCAAUCAGUAAGAGAAGGUUGGUCAGUCCAAGUUUCAACGAUGUCAGACAAAUAUUAAACACAGCUCAAAUUCUCCAAUUACAAAAAGAUUAUAAAUCGGGACCCACUAAAUUGAAAUUGAUCACUUUUGAUGGGGAUGUUACAUUAUAUGAAGAUGGAAAAUCAUUGGUCAAGAGUGACCCUAUAGUGUCAAGAUUGAUGAAAUUGUUAGAGUCAGGGUUUUUCAUAGCUGUUGUGACUGCAGCAGGUUACCCUGGCCAACAAGGAUCAAUACAAUAUUAUUCUAGAUUGAAAGGGUUGAUUGAUGCCAUAAAUGAGAGUGAUUUACCUCCAUCCAAAAGAAGUAAUUUAUUGGUCAUGGGAGGUGAAUCUAAUUAUCUUUUCCGUUAUGAUAAUGAGUUGAAGAACUUCAAAUUCAUCGACGGGAAAGAUUGGUACUUACCAUUAAUGAUAAAUUGGGAUAAACAUCAUAUUGAGAAUAUAAUGGAAAUCAUCUUCAAUCAUUUAUCCAAUUUGAGAAUCAAAUUUAACCUCCACGACGAUUCUAAGACCUUGAUUAUCAGGAAGGAAAGAUCCAUUGGUAUUAUUCCGAUUAAUGGAUAUAAAAUAAUUAGAGAAUACUUAGAAGAAAUAGUACUUUCUUGUGCCAAUAAAUUGAAUGAAAUAGUUAAUCAAUUAGCUUGCCAAGACAUCAAGGUAUGUUCGUUCAAUGGAGGUUCUGAUGUUUGGAUCGAUAUUGGAGAUAAAUCAUUGGGUGUUGAAAGUUUACAGAAAUAUCUUUGUCAAGAUGAAAAUCUAGAAUUUUGUCCUAUAAGAAAAAGUGAAAGUUUGCAUAUAGGGGACCAAUUUGCAUCUGUUGGAGCCAAUGAUUUUAAGGCACGGUUGAGUGCAUGUACUGCCUGGAUAGCCAGUCCCAAAGAAACUGUUGAAAUCUUGGAUCAAUUAAUAGGAGGUUUGUAG
Yamadazyma jaroonii is the source of this 1338-nucleotide messenger RNA. Lineage: Eukaryota; Fungi; Ascomycota; Pichiomycetes; Serinales; Debaryomycetaceae. The record is from the annotation of a GenBank genome assembly.